AGGACCUAGGGAGAUUAUGAUGGAAAGUCCUACAGAACCAGAUGUCAAAAUUAAAAAGCCUCGAGAUAAAUACACUGAAGAUGAUUUGCUCAUUGUUGAAGAAGAUGAUCGUGCUCUUUCCUACUUAACUAUGGGUUUAGGUCCUGAUAUUGCUAUUGGCUUUCGCUCCUGCAAAUCUGCCAAAGAAUUGUGGGAUUCUCUGAUUGAAGUGUAUGAAGGAAACGAAGACAUGAAAGAGAGCCGAAGAAACUUGCUGCAACAAAACUUCAACAAUUUCAACCAUAUUUAUGGUGAAACAAUAGAUAAUCAGAUUCAGAGAUUCGUGAAGCUAGUCACUCAAAUGCAAAUGGAAGAGAUUCAUACAACUAAUGCAUCCUCCAAUCGACAACUUCUCAAUGCACUGCCUAAGAGUUGGGAUCAUCAUGUUGCAAUGAUCAAGAAGACAAAAGACUUAGCUAGAUGUACUCUGUCUGAGAUGAUCUCUCACAUCAAGGCAUGCGAACUGGAUGAUAAGCAAAGAGAAACGAAUUACAAGAACAGUAUGCUAGCUGCCGGUUUCUCCAUUGCUCCCGCCUCUUCCAACAACAACAACACAGCCUUACUGUCUCAAGGAGGUUUUCAGAUGUUUCGCAAUAAUUCAUCCGCUUCUCAAAUUUCAGCAAAGGGGCACUCACCUGGAUCCUCAAAUCAAGUUGUUUCCUCAGCGUCUACUGUUACUUCUCCUUCAAUUCAAAAUGCUGGAAAUGUCUCUACCGUCGCUCCUACUUCUGCCUUCGCUGCAAACAACGAAAUGAUAGCCUUCUUCGCCAGUCAAUCAAAAGAAAAACUGGAAAUAGCAGCUUCAGUGAUCAACUGUUUGAAUGCUUUCAUUGCAGGAAAGCUUGAUCCACCAAAGUGGAGUCCUAAUGAUCUGUCUCAGAUUCAUCCAGAUGAUGUUGAAGAAAUGGAUAUCACUUGGCAGAUGGCAAUGGCUGCCUUCAGAGCUCAAAAGUUUGUGAGAAAAACAGGUAAAAACAGGUGGGGAAAUGCAUGGAAUGGAGCUGCUAAAGUGCCCUUUAAUCUUCGUUGUUUCAACUGUCAUGAGGAAGGACACUAUGCUCGUAACUGCCCAAAGCCACUUGUAAACAGAGAUCAAGCUUCUGCAGAAUUAGCGCAACCAGCAACACCUGGUCAACCUGCAACUCCUAAUCGAGAAAGGGCUCUUGUGACCACUACCAGUAUAGCAGAUGCUGAAGCUUCUGGAAGUCCACAGCCGCAAGGAUUAGCACAAGCACUGGUGGUACAGCCCAACAUUCACUUUGAUUGGUCUUCAGAAAUUGAGCGUUUGAACAUAUCAGCUCCAGAAAAUCAAACUGCUACAUCCAACAUUGCUUUCAUGACCUCAAGCGAACAUAGCUCUAAGCCAGAGGAAGAGACUGCAGCUGAUGAUUUUGCAUUCAUGACUCAAAUCCUGUCAGCACCUGUCAAAGGUCUCACGAAAGAAGAGAUGAUAGCUCUGAAGUAAAAUGUGGUGAUGUUCAUGGGAGUGAACCAGUCGUUAUUGCAAAUGUGUCUGAACCUUAUUUUGAACAUUAUUCUGAACCUACUGAGUCUGA
Molecule: messenger RNA, 1595 nt
Organism: Helianthus annuus (common sunflower)
Lineage: Eukaryota; Viridiplantae; Streptophyta; Magnoliopsida; Asterales; Asteraceae
Exons: 2
Coding region: 17-1504 (495 amino acids)
Molecular function (GO): zinc ion binding; nucleic acid binding
Source: RefSeq, a predicted model, not a curated record